GUUGAAAUAGACCAGAAAGGGCCUCCACAUCUGCAUUUACUUUUCUUCUUUCUUUAAUUUUCAUUUGUUUGAAAGUAUGGAAAAAUAUGCAGCCUCCUAAGACAGAAGGAUUUUGAAGUUUUUUAGUCUUUGAAGGAAAAUGUUACAAGCAGGCAGGACAGUUUAAAGUCUGGGGAAAGAUGCACUUUGGGGCAUGGAGAAAGAAAGAGUAAGGGGAAGCCAGGACUCUUAUAGAUUAAAUAAAAUGCUCAAUGAUGUGGCAUAAAAGUACUAAAUUCUACUGUAAAUGUAUAAUGAUUACUCAUUAUUUAGUCUUUGAUAAUUUAGUCUUCAAAAAGAUAAUUUUUCUGGGUCAAAAUCAUUUUUGUUUUCUUUCUUAAACAAAAUAACUUCAGAGAGUAUUUCUCCAGAUGCGUCCAAAAGGAGAAGAUUGCUGCUUCUGGUGAAUCUCCUGCUUUAGCAUUCAGUUGCUAAGCUGCAGGCACUUUCUUGUUCUCUUCAGCGAAGUGGAAACUUUAAGAGUCUGUAGUUUUGGAAACAAGAUGGAAUUCUUCCAAAUUUGUAUUCUGGGACAUUUAAGAACUUGGAUUUGACUUUACAGAAUGGUUUUACAUAAAAGACAAGACCAAGUCCUCAUGAGUUUAAAAUUUCAGGAAACUUUCGUAGAUCCAAGAUAAAGGCGGGGUGUAAAAACGAAAACAAAAGUAGCCAGAGUUAAAGAAACCCUGUGAUUUUUAUCCUCUGCACUCAAGACUGCUCCUCUUUGCUGGCUGAAACAGAUUGCAGUCAUGGCUUUGGAGCAGAACCAGUCAACAGAUUACUACUAUGAGGAAAAUGAGAUGAAUGGCACUUAUGACUACAGCCAGUAUGAAAUGAUCUGUAUAAAAGAGGAGGUCAGAAAUUUUGCAAAAGUUUUCCUCCCUGCCUUUUUCGCAAUAGCUUUCAUCCUUGGACUUGCAGGCAAUUCCAUAGUUGUGGCAAUUUAUGCCUAUUACAAGAAACAGAGAACCAAAACAGAUGUAUAUAUCCUGAAUUUGGCUGUGGCAGAUCUACUCCUCUUAUUCACUCUGCCUUUUUGGGCAGUUAAUGCAGUUCAUGGGUGGAUAUUAGGGAAAAUGAUGUGUAAAGCAACAUCAGCCUUAUACACAGUAAACUUUGUCUCAGGAAUGCAAUUUCUGGCUUGUAUCAGCAUAGAUAGAUAUUGGGCAGUAACUAAGGCUCCCAGCCAAUCAGGAGUGGGAAAACCUUGCUGGAUCAUUUGUUUCUGUGUCUGGACAGCUGCCAUCUUGCUGAGUAUACCCAACCUGUUUUUUUGUACAGUAAAUGACAACAUGAGGUGCAUUACCAUCUUUCCCCACCACCUAGGAAAAUACAUGAAAGCAUCAAUUCAAAUACUGGAAAUCUGCAUUGGAUUUGUCAUUCCCUUUCUUAUUAUGGGAGUAUGUUACUCUCUAACAGCAAGGACUCUCAUCAAGAUGCCAAACAUUAAAAAAGCCCGACCACUCAAAGUUCUGCUCACAGUUGUCUUAGUUUUCAUUGUAACUCAGCUGCCCUAUAACAUUGUCAAGUUAUGCCAAGCCAUCGACACCAUCUUCUUUCUGAUCACUGACUGUGACAUGAGCAAACGCAUGGAUGUUGCCAUCCAAAUCACAGAGAGCAUCGCACUCUUUCACAGCUGCCUCAACCCAAUCCUGUAUGUUUUUAUGGGAGCCUCUUUUAAAAAUUAUAUUAUGAAAGUUGCCAAGAAAUAUGGAUCCUGGAGAAGACAGAGACAAAAUGUAGAGGAGAUUCCUUUUGAUUCUGAGGGUCCUACAGAGCCAACCAGUUCUUUUACCAUUUAAAUGUAAAACUGUUCUACCUUUUGCUUGGAUACAUAAGAAUGAUGCUUUUCCUUUUGAUAAAAAAAAAUUGCAGGGAAUUUGAAAUUCAUAUCUCAAACACUGUUGCUGCAAAGAAGGAGAUGGGGUCAUGGUGGAGGUAGAAGCCAAAAAGGAGACAAUAAAUAUACAAAAUAUGAAAAUUAAAAUUGAUGAUAUAGGAAAUAGUAGUAAUAGGCAUAAAUCAAAGCACUAACAAGAAGAUCCUUGUGUGAUGGAAUGGUUUUUAUAUCUUGAUUAUACUAUUGGUUACACAAAUCUAUAAUGUUAUAUAUUGAAAAAGAUUUCUAUAUGCAUUGUAACAAUUUCAACUUCCUGAUUUUGAUUUUCUACUAUAAUUAUUAUUAUUGGGUUCAUCUAUGGGUGAAGGCUACCCAAGAUCACUCUGUACUAUCUUUGUAACUUCUUGUAGAUUUCUAAUAAUUUCAAAAUAUAAAAGGUUUAAAAAGAAAAACACACUAUACUAGAAGUUUGGAAAUCUAAAACUGAUUAAUAAAAAGGCUUAUGUUUAAAAGGCA
This is a messenger RNA of Ictidomys tridecemlineatus (thirteen-lined ground squirrel), 2395 nucleotides long. RefSeq names its product atypical chemokine receptor 4 (gene Ackr4). Gene Ontology annotation, cellular component: external side of plasma membrane; membrane. The record is from RefSeq and is a predicted model, not a curated record. Gene Ontology annotation, molecular function: C-C chemokine binding; C-C chemokine receptor activity; scavenger receptor activity. Lineage: Eukaryota; Metazoa; Chordata; Mammalia; Rodentia; Sciuridae. Gene Ontology annotation, biological process: cell chemotaxis; G protein-coupled receptor signaling pathway; positive regulation of cytosolic calcium ion concentration.